Molecule: messenger RNA, 273 nt
Organism: Cydia fagiglandana
Lineage: Eukaryota; Metazoa; Arthropoda; Insecta; Lepidoptera; Tortricidae
Product: small lysine-rich protein 1
Exons: 1
Coding region: 1-258 (85 amino acids)
Source: RefSeq, a predicted model, not a curated record
AUGGCUGGCAAAUGUAAAGGAAAAAAGAAAGAAAAAAAGGAGAAAAAGGAAAAGGAAGAAGGAGAUAGUAAGAAGGCUAAGAAAGGUGGCGGGAGAGGCAAGAAAGGCAAGUCUAAGGGGAGAUGCAACGUGGACAUGUUGACUGACGCAGCCAUGGACAAUGUGUACUACGGGUGCCACAACGUGCAGGAGCUGCUGCAGGCCAGAGGGUUCCAUCCGCCGGACUUUAAUAAGAAGAAAAAGAAGGGCAAGAAAUAAUGUUGUGUUGACUUG